This is a messenger RNA of Endocarpon pusillum Z07020, 468 nucleotides long. RefSeq lists its product as uncharacterized. The transcript has a single exon. NCBI's taxonomy places the organism in Eukaryota, Fungi, Ascomycota, Eurotiomycetes, Verrucariales, Verrucariaceae. Bases 1 to 468 code for a protein of 155 amino acids. The record is from RefSeq and is a predicted model, not a curated record.
AUGCACGGAGAGCCGCGGUCCUUUGGUCCAACGACCUGUCUCGUUACUGCCCGCUACUGCCCGCUACUGCCGAAGCUCGACCCGCUUAGCUCCAUCCGGUCACAAAAGCACCCCUCUUCACGACUUCGGUUCCGAACGAGGAUGGAAGGGAAGCAAAGCGUUUCCACCAACAAUCUCCUAGAAACGAAAGUUCCUGGUGGCGGUGUCAAACGCAAGCUCGAUCCUCGGUCCUUUGUUCCAACAGUAUGGUACAAUCAGUAUCCUGGCUUUUUGGGUCCAGGUGACGCCUUCGACACAUGGUUUGACUCCACGACCAAGUCUGGCUCAGCUGAACAGUUUCCUCCUUUGGCAGGUCUGGCAGAUUGGACGUGGUCUGACAGGUUUGACACGAUUGACAGGAUCAGUUAUCUCAAGUUUACAAGGCUGAAUGACGCAUCUGAACCUUAUUCAUCCAAUACCAUACGAUGA